UUCAAGUUAUACACCUGUUCACGUGUUUUUCGAUUUCUAUACUACCAUCCUCAGAGAAAUAAACCAUAAAAACAGGACCGAUUUCGAACAUAAUUAUCAAGACAAUGUCGGAAGACAGUGAAAAUGAUACUAUCAGCAGCAGUGAAACGGAAGACGAAGACAUUCCAGAUGAUAUACUCGAUAAGGACUUCUUCAAGACACUGAGCCAUUUGAAAAACAAAGAUCCUGUCAUUUAUGAUGAAAACGUACAUUUUUUUAGCGAAAAAGAAUCGCAGAAUGAACCUUCGAUUAACAAAAAGAAUGAGCAUCUCUAUUUGAGGGAUUACGAAAGGGAAAUGCUAUUGGGAGGAAUAUCUGAGGACAAUGACAAAACAAAUGAGAAAGGAUUGACAUAUGUUGAAGAGCAAAAACAAUUGAAAACAGCAUUUAAAUCAUUGAUUGACAACGAUAGCGAUGAUGAAGGUUUGCUUCAGAAGAAGGAAAAAACGGAAAAGGAGAAAAUCAAGGAGGAAGAAGAGUACGUAGUUUGGCUUAAAGGAAGAAAAGACGACAUAGCGAAUAAAAGCGAGGAAGGUGUAUUGAAACCUUUAAGAGAUUACUGGAAUAACCCAGAAUUAGACAAAGGCGAGGAAUUUCUGAAAGAUUAUAUUCUCAAUCAGAGAUGGAGGGAAAAAGAAGAUGUGGUCGAAGACUGCGAUCUUUCUGAAGAUGGUGACCUUUUAGAAGCUCAAGAGAAUUUCGAAAGAGAAUAUAACUUUAAAGACGACAAUGGGGCUAAUAUAGAGCUCAAAAGGUUUCCUAGGAAAGUUGAAGGUUCGUUGAGAAAAAAGGAUGAUUCGAGAAAGAGGAAGAGAGCCGAGAUUACACAAAGAAAAAAGGAAGAGAAGAAAAAGAAGAAGUUAGAUAUUCAAAAAGCGCAAAAGGAAAAACUCAACGACAUUAAGUCACGGUUAGAACAGCUCAAGGCCAUGACUGGAAAUGAGACUCUCGGUGUCGACGAUAGUGAAGUAAUAGGAGAUUUCGAUCCAGAUAAACAUGAUAACAUGAUGAACCAGCUUUACGGUGAUGAGUUUUACUCAAAAGAAGAUUUAGAAAAGCCAGAGUUUAAUAUGGAUGAUAUGGAUUGUGAUAUAGAUGAAUAUGAAAAUGUCACAAGAAGUAAAAAGAAAAAAGAUAGAAAGAGGAAAAACAAAAAGGCCAAAGUCAAAGAUAUAACAGAUGUUAUUAAACCCGAGGAUGAAAACUUUCAAGAGAUGGCUAAUGAAUUUUACUCACUCGAUUGUGAGGAUUUUAUCGAUGACAUACCUUGCCGCUUUAAAUACCGAGAAGUGGUGCCAAACGACUACGGGCUUACAGUCGAAGAGAUACUGGCAGCGGAUGAAGCUGAAUUAAACAAAUGGGUGCCUGUUUCAAAACUGUACAAAAUCAGACCAGCACAUGUAGAAAAGAAUGAGAUAAAAACUUACAGAAAGAAAGCCUCAGAUUUAAAAUUGAAAUCGAAAUUGCUUCCAAGUCUGUUUAAGACUGAAGAAGAGAUAGAAAUAGAGAAACCUGAAAGUCAUGAUAGAUCAAAUUUGAUAAAUGAAGAUGACAAACUGGAGACAAAUGAAAAUAACUUGGUAAAGAAAAAAAAGGAACAGAAAACGAGUUUAAACACUGAAUCACAAGGGGUUUCCAACCAAUUGAAUUUAUCAUCACCAACGGAUAAAAGUGAUUUUAUAGAAAAUGAAAGUAAAGAUGGACACCAAAUUGACAAAACUCAUUCAAAAAUGAAUAAUGAUAAAGUCAAUAGAAAAAAGAAAACGGGAUUAAAUAUCGAAUCCCAAUCACCUUCCAGCCAAUCGAAAAAUAUCUCACCAAUGGAGACAAGCGAUUGUACAGAAAAUGAUCAUAAAGACAACCCAACUGACAGAAAUAAUUCUGAAAUGACUAACAGCAUUAAAUCAAGCAAAAAGAAGAGAAAGCGAAAGAAGAAAAUGAUGGAAGAUAAUCAGAAUGGUCCACAUCGUAGCGGUACAGAAAUUCACAAGAAAGAUUCAAUAUUUGUCAAAAAGAAUGGUACAAAAUUCCAGAAUAAGAAAACAAAGAAAGAUCCUGCUAGCAACAUCAGCGACAACCGACUUUUGGCAUAUGAUAUCAAACCAAAACGCUUUCGUUCAAAAUUUCAAUUUAGUACAUAAGUCUUUUUGGUUUUAAGAGGAUUGUAUCUAAAUUAUUAUAUAUACACAGUAUAUAAACAAAACUGUAAAUAGAAAUUGUAAAUAAAUUAAUUUUUAACA
Molecule: messenger RNA, 2279 nt
Organism: Cimex lectularius (bed bug)
Lineage: Eukaryota; Metazoa; Arthropoda; Insecta; Hemiptera; Cimicidae
Product: protein KRI1 homolog
Exons: 2
Coding region: 105-2180 (691 amino acids)
Biological process (GO): endonucleolytic cleavage in ITS1 to separate SSU-rRNA from 5.8S rRNA and LSU-rRNA from tricistronic rRNA transcript (SSU-rRNA, 5.8S rRNA, LSU-rRNA)
Cellular component (GO): nucleolus; 90S preribosome
Source: RefSeq, a predicted model, not a curated record